Molecule: messenger RNA, 6387 nt
Organism: Drosophila persimilis
Lineage: Eukaryota; Metazoa; Arthropoda; Insecta; Diptera; Drosophilidae
Product: HEAT repeat-containing protein 1 homolog
Exons: 4
Coding region: 34-6336 (2100 amino acids)
Biological process (GO): maturation of SSU-rRNA from tricistronic rRNA transcript (SSU-rRNA, 5.8S rRNA, LSU-rRNA); positive regulation of transcription by RNA polymerase I
Cellular component (GO): 90S preribosome; small-subunit processome; t-UTP complex
Molecular function (GO): snoRNA binding
Source: RefSeq, a predicted model, not a curated record
GGUUUUAUGCUGUGCGAGGAAAAGUGAUUAAAAAUGACAACUUCAUUGGCCCAGCAACUGCAGAAAUUGGCAGCACCGCAGACAACGGUCACCCUCGUUGAUGCCCGGAGUCGCGCUUCUAUAUUGUUCGACCCAAAGGCGGCGGCCACCAAGGACAGGAGGGCCAUCUAUGAGAUUGGACUCAGUGGAUUGCAGGAGCUGACAGACUUUAAUCCGGCGUUCAAGGAGUUCCAGUUGACGCUAUUCGAUGAGGCCACGCUCACGCUGGAGCGCUCUGUGGAGCUGCCGGAGGUCAACAAAAUGCUGGAUGCGGCCAUAGCCAAGUUCCUGCGUCUGUUGUCGCCGUACUUAUUGCUUAGGCCGGCUCACAUGGCGUUCGAGUGGCUGCUGCGUCGCUUCCAGAUCCAUGAAUACAACAGGGGCGAGGUGAUGGCCUUGAUUCUGCCCUACCACGAGACAAACAUAUUUGUCCAGAUCCUACAGACAAUGAGGCUGCGCGAGGCAGACGCCGAAUGGUUCUGGCUGCGUCCCCUGCAGCGACCAGGCGUUCCACUGGCCAAGACGGCUCUGAUCAACCGAGCAGCCAGCAAUCCAGCCUUCCUCAGUUUCGUUUGCCGCACCACUCGCAAGGCCGUCAAGGAAUUGGGUCCGCGAGCCCAUCAGCUGCAGGCGCAGAUUAAUUUCUAUGCCACCAUCGUUGUGGGUGCCCUGCAAACAGCCAAACCACUGGAGGAUUGGCAUAUAAGUACCAUAUUAGAGGCACUGCUGCAAGGCCUGGUCUCCGACACAAUUGAUUUCAUGGCCGCCUCCUAUGUGAUUGUGGCCCAACUGGUGUCUCGCACCAAGCUGAAGAGCAAGGUCUGCGAUGCCCUGCUGGAGCGUGUGGCCAACUGUCCAUUCGAGCGGCUGCAAACCGAAUCCCUGCUGCUACUGGUUUGCAUCUAUGGCAAGCAACAGGCUGCCGGGCCACAGCUUAAGCCGGAAACAGUUCUGAAUUUUAUUGGACAAAAGUGGCUCAUUGCUGCCUUGGCAUCGCUGGCGAAUGGCAAUUUUGCCAUCCAGUCUCUAUGCAUGCCACUGAUGACGGGCGCUGUGACAGCUAUUCGCGAGGAUGAUCCCUCCUCGAAUUCUUAUAAGCAAUUCCUCGAUAAUCUGCUCUCCGAUGUGCCCUUUCCCAAGCCCUCUGCCCAGCAGUUGAUCAAUUGCUUUUUGGAUACUUUCGUGAAUACCGAAAUAGAAGCGGCGUCACCCCCACCAACUCCCAUGGAUGAGGAUACAAUUGUCAUAGAUUCGGAUGAUGAAAUCGAGCCUGAGAAGACCAGCUUUCAGACCUGGUAUGCAGCAUACCUGGAAAAACUAGAGAAACGCUAUCCGGAGGCCUUCGAUCUCAGUGUUAAGGAAGCCCUAAGUGCCAGAUCUACAAGCAGCAACCGCAAGAAAGCCCUGAAAUUGGCUUUGGGUUUCCGUUUAAAUACCUCGGAUGAAAAGGCAAAGCGUGUCUAUGAAAAACUCUAUCACUACAGCGCCGAUUGGCGUCUCAGCGCUGUCAAACAGCUCGUGCAGAAUCUGAAAAUGGACAAGAAACGAGAACGUAGCGUCAAGCUAUUGCAGGAAUGUCUGCCCGACCGAAUCAACGAUGAUAGUGGUGCUGUGGUCACAGCCAUACUCUUGCUACCCACAGAGGAUCUCGUGCAAAUGCUGGAGCCUGUGGUCUUUGCCCAGACCCUGUGUCGCCUACUGCGCCGAGCGCAAUCACAGCAGCAGCAGAGGGAAUGGCGUGCUGUGGUUACACUCAGUGUCCAGCAUUUGACCACUGACGCCGUUAGCAAUCAUUAUGACACAAAUCUAGUGCUGCUGGCCCUCAUGCCACUGCUCUUUCCGUCCGAUCCUCUGGCCGAUAACGAACACUGUGCCCUGCUGAUGAUACUGAAGAGCGAGUUCUGCGCCAAAGUCCCCUUCCUGAGACAACUGAAGGUGAGCAAGAAGUUCUCCGAGUUUGCGGUAACCAAACAUCGCCAGCACUUUCUGGAUGUGAUAGCCGGGAGCAGCCAUGAGCUGUUUGGCCAGGAGCAGGCCUUGCUGAAGAGCGUUGAAGAGCAUGGGGGCGAGGCCCAUCUGCUGGAGGCCUCCCAAUUGACACACCUGCUGCUCCUGCUCACCGCCUACGCAAAGCGACAGCUGCAGCCCCAUGAGAGCCUGCAUAUGUUGGACAGGAUCAGCCUGUACAGCCGGGGCCUUCAAAUCAGAGCCAUUAAAAGCAAUCGAGCCGACCAGAACUUUGUGCCCCUUCAGUUGUACCUGGACUUUCUGCUUACUCUGGCGCGGAAUACCAAAUGGACGGGUCUUGUGGCCACGCCCUGGACUCAGCCAACGGAUGGGCUGCGCCUCUGUCUGCGCUUGAUGGAAAUCCUUGGCGCCCAAGUGUUCACCGAACGCUGCGAACAUGCAGAGCGUCUGGAAUGGACACAAGCCCUCAAGCGAUGCUUUAGCUUGAUGCUGCCCGUACCUCAACACAAACUGGAGUUCCUGUCCAACUUUUGCGUAUUUGAGAGGCUACCACAGCUGUGGGCAAACGACUCGGAUUAUACCGUGUUCCGAGUGCAAGGCUUCCUGCUGCUGGAGGCGUUGAUAGCCAACCAGGACUGCAAACUGGACUGCAGCCUGUUGCAUGUCCUGCGUGUGGCCAACGCCUGUGGUACACCACUACAGACACUCCGCCUGCAGGCCAUGGACACGCUUCAGUUGAUGAGCCAACGAGAGCUCGAGCCGCAUGUCCAGCAGCUGGUGAAGGCGUUGCUCCAGCGGAGAAGUGAACUGGGCAUGGAUCACGAGCAGUAUGCCCUUAUACUCUACACGAUACUGCAGCCAGAGCAGGCCACGCCCAAAGAAAAGCUAAUGCUAUCGAAGCUUCGACGAGCCGUGCUGGCCCUGGCCUCUGAUCCAGAGCAACCACCAAUUUGCACUGACUUCCUACUUCGAGCCCUCAAACAUGUGAACGAUGAGCACUUCUUGACCUCCCUCCUGCCGUUGGGUAUUGCGGCUCUGCAGGAGAUUACACUCGCGCAAGGGCCCAACUGUCAGCUGAAGCAGCUGCCUUGGCCCCAUAGUGAGAUCUACAAGUCGGUGAUGGAGCGCUACGAAGGAAAUGUAGCUCUGAGUGUGCUACAGAACCAACCGCUCGCCUGGGAUCUGUUUGAGAAAAGUUUUACGCAUCAUGAUGCCUACAUUCAGCUGGACCAGAAGCUGCAGCCCAUACCGUGUGUCCUGUUGGGCAUCCUCACCCCCGAAACGUACGAGCGCCUGCAGUCGAAGCACAAGGUAUCGCUGAUCAGGCUGAUUGUGGAGGCGGCCACCAAGGCGGACAACGAUAGCAUCUUUUUGGCCAGCCACAGGCUGCUCAAACGCUGCCGCAUGGAAUGCCAGCCGCUGGUGGAAAUGCUAACAGAAAUGUGCGGCAAGGGAGUGCGCUCCAAGACACCCACGAAGCGAGGAAGCACGGCCACCAAGCAGGUGGACCUCACCAGCGCAUCCUGGAAGCAGGGCAUGACGCUGCUUGAGCUGCUGGAGAGCAAGAAACAACUCGUGGGCUCAGAGCUGCUGAUACCCACCCUCUUCGAGCUGCUGCAGUCCUGCCUCACGCUGGAGGAGCACACCGCUGCCGAGUAUCCCAAGCAGCUGAUCCUCUCCAGCCUGCUGCACUGCUGCCAAACGGCCCAAUCGGCUGGGGUUCAGCUGGCCAAGGCACUGCCAGAGUCCUGCUUCCGCAUCGAGCAGGUGGUUCAGUGUUUGAGAAACACGAAGAACCCCCAGACCCAGCAGCAUGCUCUGCUCUUCCUGACCCACUGUGCCGGCCUGUAUCCGCAGCAGGUGCUUCACAAGAUUGUGGAAAUCUUCACGUUCGUCGGCUCCACAGUGGCCAGGCACGACGAUGCCUUCAGUCUGCACAUCAUCCACAACGUGGUGGAGUCCAUUAUACCCAUCUUGCUGCUAAAUACCGGAGAAAGGGAUCGCCUGGUGAUACCCGUGCUUAAGGUAUUCGCGGACAUCUGCACGGAUGUGCCCGUGCAUAGGAGGCUGUCCCUCUAUGCCACGCUAUUCCGUGUCCUCGAUCCCAAGGAGCAUCUUUGGCAGUUUCUGUGCAUUGUCUUCGAGUCUCAAGUGCUGCUGGAAUCGAUCCCGCACAAGGUGCCGUUGGACAAGUCGCGUCUGGACUUUGUCCGCGAAUUGACGCUGAUGUUCGAGGAGCCAAGUGUGGCUCUACAGACCUGCAUACGCCUGCUGGAUUACCUCCAGCAGCUGCCGGUCGACAAAAGCAAGCAGUCGGGUGCCAAUGGAGGCAGCAGCUCCUCCCUUUUGUCCACUGAGCAGCAGCUCUUUGAUGUCCGCACGCGAUCGUUCAAGCAGCUCCGGCACUACAAAUACGUCAUCAUGGACUAUCUGUCGGGCAUCAGCAGUUCCAGCGAUUGGCAGGCGAAGAUGAAGAGUGCCAAUCCCAGCGAUCUACUCGAACACUAUCAGGCUCUGAUCUUGCAGACCCUGGCCUAUGUGGAUGUGGUCAAUCGGGCCUUGGAAGCAUCCUCGGCCAAUUCCUCGCUGGAGAAGUACUGGCGGGUGAUGUCCAAUCACGCGCAGGAUGUCCUGGACAAUGCCAUUGGUAUGCUGUCGCCGGAGUACUUCCUGAAUGUGAUCACCGAUCUGCUGAAUCAUCCGCUCAUCCAAGUCCGCAUCAAGGUGCUCGAACUGCUCGUCACAAAGCUAACGCCCACCUGCGAUUUCUUUGCCCACUCGACGACGGAGCACUUUGGCGUGCUCUUCGCACCCCUGGAGGCCAUCAUCAAUGGCAUCCUCGACAGCGGUUCGAGUAAUCCCCAACAGGCCCAGCUCCAGCAGACGGCCCUGCAGGCUCUGCAGCUCUUGGCCCAUCGCCAUGGCAGGGACUUCCUCGAUGAAUGCCGCUCCCUGCUGGCCACACUUACAAAGAUCACUAAGCGACGCUCCAAUGUGCCCAAGGCUGUUGUGGGCAAUGUGGUGCUCACCCUCGGGGAGAUUUGCUCUAGCCUGAAGGCCCACGCCCUCGCCCAGCUGCCCAAGUUUGCGCCACAACUCACAGAAUUCCUCAAGGAGCAGGUCCACCAAAUGGCCACACUAAAACAGGGACCAGACUAUGUCUGCUCCACUCUUGUGACGGCUUUCCACAAACUCUUCAAGGCUCUGCCCCUCUUUUUGGGCCCCUACCUCGUGGACAUCAUCUCUGCUUUGGUCCGUCUCUCUGUGCAGCUGGAUAGCCCACUCCUAAUAGCGGAUAAGCGCGCCCAGGCACUGAGGUUGCGUCUGCAGGAGGUUUGGUCUGUGGUUUCCCAGGGUGUGGAAGUGAGGAUCCUCGUGCCCAGCUGCACCAAGACCUACACUAGUUUGCUAGAACUGCAGGCCUACGAUGAGGUGGGCCAGCUGAUGCGUCAGCUUUUGCUGCAGUGCGUCAAACACAACACCAAUGCCCAACUGCAGCCUGUGCAGGAGGCGCUGAGCGAGCUCUUCCUGCAAGCGCUGGAGUUCCGUCUGCAGGUGCGUGGCCGCGGACUGGAGAGGUUGCAGGUAUCGGAGAUUGAGGGAGGCAUCACCGAAGCAUUUGUCACAUGGAUCCUAAAGCUGUCGGAGAGCAGCUUCCGUCCCAUGUAUUCCAAAGUGCACAAAUGGGCGCUGGAGAGCAGUGCCAGGGAGACGCAACUCACGUAUUUUCUGCUGACCAACCGAAUAGCCGAGGCUCUCAAGUCGCUCUUCGUUUUGUUUGCCAGCGACUUCAUAUCAGAUUCCUCGCAGCUGCUGCGGCAGCAUAACACUCUCAAUCCGGAAUUCACUUCAGGAGUGCCGGCAGAUGAUGUAGAGCUGCUGAUGGCCAUUCUAAACACCCUCUAUCAUGUCUUCUUGCACUGCACCGAUGACUUCAUCAACGACCAUCGCUUCAACACUCUGAUGCAGCCACUGGUGGACCAGCUGGAAAACGAUCUGAUUCUGGGAAGCGAGCCUCUGCAGUUGGCGCUCAGCCAGUGCAUUGCCCAGCUGGCCGUGGCCACCAACGAUGUCAUGUGGAAGCAGCUCAACAGUCAGGUGCUCCUGAAGACCCGUACCACGACGCCCGAGGUGCGGAUCCUGGCAUUCAACACUUGUGUGUCCAUUGCCCGUAAGCUCGGAGAAAGCUUUGCUCCCCUGCUGCCCGAGACAGUACCAUUUGUGGCCGAACUCCUAGAGGAUGAACAUCAGCGAGUGGAGAAGAACACACGCAAUGGGGUCCAGGAAUUGGAAGCCAUUCUGGGCGAGCCAAUACAAAAAUAUUUGUAAAUUGCCGAGUGUAAAGGAUUUUACCAUAUAAAGAUAAAGAUAUAAAGUAUA